AUGCCUCUCGCUGCGCAAAAAGUUGACUCCUUCGCCUCUGUCUCGCAGCCCCUCAGCGCGUCCUCAGACAGCAACUCCAAGACAGUAGUUCGUCUCGCCAAGGAAAACGCGCGACUCAAUGCUCUCUUCAAGACGACGCAGACCAAGCUCGAUUUGCUGGAACGCUUUGUACGAUUUCUAGCGGCGUUUGGUGUGGUUCCAGAGCUCAUGGAGAAGGCCGAACAAGCUAUGUGGGCUGCCUCGACUCCGAUGGCUCCUCAGAGCUUGGUCCCACAGACGAGCUCUUCGUUCGAGUUGGCAGUGGACCGCCAAGGGUAUAGGGUCAAGAAGAAGGAGCAGGCUCCGCAUCAUAUCUCGAAUUGUGAUUACCUUAUGCUGGAAGAGCCUCGUGUCGUUGAAUCGAUUGAAAGACUCUAUGGUCAAUUUAGCGGGACGGACUUGGGAUCAUUGGAGGGGAGCAAUACGAGUGUUGAAUCCACUGGGAUUAUGGUCGAGCAGGAGGACCAGACUCCCAAGAAAAUCAAAGCACCGCUUACUUUUGUCCCUCGACCGCCUACAUUGAAACACAAACCGACGAAUUUCCGGCCGGACACGGAUUAUCCUCCGAUCCCUGUAAAGACGAGAACGAGUUCGACUACGCGAGCGACACCCACAUCGCAAUCAACACCUAUGCAAAGAACCGCUCUAGUUCAACGACCAUCCAACCAAACAACGCCCAUUCAGCGAAUUGGGCUCCAAGCGUCAGUCGAGCGACAUACUAGCCCCGGCCAUUUUUCAUCCAACCCAAGCACUCCACUUGCUAAGACCGUGAUUGACUGUGCUACACCUUUGCGUCGGCAGAAAUCUUCCACUAUACCAGUCAAAGGGUCACUAUGCAGGCCUAUGGUGUCUUCCGCGAUGAGAUCCGUUUCUGCUGGCCAGACUUCGAUGAUGCCUCGGUUGUCUUCUCAGAAAAGGCUGUUGGAACCUAGGAAGGAGAAAGAAAACGUAAAGAGGAUCGUUGUAUCUCACUAG
Molecule: messenger RNA, 1014 nt
Organism: Guyanagaster necrorhizus
Lineage: Eukaryota; Fungi; Basidiomycota; Agaricomycetes; Agaricales; Physalacriaceae
Exons: 2
Coding region: 1-1014 (337 amino acids)
Source: RefSeq, a predicted model, not a curated record